UUCGCAGUGAGUAAGUUAUUACACAAGUGUCGUCGGAGUCUCUUUGUCUUACAGUAGUGCACUUGGUUCCGAAUGGCCUGUCACUUACAAAGUGCACACAGUCGACGACACUUGGUUCUGUUUAGAUUCACUUCCAGUUUAGUGUUUGUGUUCUAGAAUCGAUACUGCUUCGGCUAUCGUAGUAUCAUAAAAUUACCCAUAUCUGUUUGAGAGUUGUGUGCAUUGACCUCGUCUGAUAUUUGUGUGACAGUUUUAGCAGCUCAGUUGUGAGGUAAAGUCUCCAACAGUCCCGAACUGUACUCUUUUGUAGGUCCGCUUUGCGUUGGAAAAAAGAAAAGAAAAGAAAGAAAUAGAAAUAGAAAAAAGAAAAGAAAAAACAAAUCACAAAAAUAUCGAGUUGGUCAUACAGUUCCAUAGUACUGAGGAGUUUGUUUGAUCCAAGGAUUUUUUCGGUCGAUCACAUCUAAGGUUCCGUAGAGCAAGAGUAACCGCGGCUCACCAGUCGGUGAACCCGGCUCUGAGUUUCCAACUCCAAGACAACUCUUGAACUUGGAUAGCUGGUGUCUUCAUCAAGUCGAGUGGUUGCGUGUGGUGGUGCACGCCGUCAGUCGACAGAAAAGGGACUCCUACCAUGUCAAUAGAGACGAAGCGCUUCCGCAACUCUGGCGCUGAGGAGUCACCUGUCCAGGUUGCUUCUGCAAAACAACUCGAAAUGGCCUUGCCCCAGCGGUCUCAGGAGACCCUCGCAAGCGGUCAUCAGCUACUCAUGGGUAACAACGAGUUGCUCUCAUCCUUCGGUAAUGGCGUGAAUGUCCCUUCCAGACGCAUUACUCCUGCCAGCUGCGGAGCUGCAAUUCCCCAGACACAGGUGAAGAAUCUGGUGGCUGCCCUUGUUGGCUCUCUUGAGUGUCCGCCAACCGUGAAAAGGCCUCGAUACCAUAUUGUGCAUCUCGCAUCCGAAAUGGCCCCUGUAGCGAAGGUGGGAGGUUUGGGAGACGUGGUGACUGGACUUGGUCGUGCUCUUCAGAAGAAGCACCACCGGGUGGAGAUUAUUAUUCCUAAGUACAAGACCCUGGACAUGUCUGGCAUCAAAAAUUUCAAGAAAUUGAACAAGCAUUUUUACUCAUACUUUGAGGGAGCGGAGCACGAGAACAUGGUGUGGACGGGUGUUGUGGAAGGCCUGAGGGUGUUCUUCAUCGACCCACUUCACCCGGCGGAAUUCUUCAACCGCGGUGGAAUCUACUGUGAGCCGGACGACUUCAAGCGCUUCACAUACUUCUCUCGAGCAUCGCUCGAAUUUUUGUUGCAGUUCGGGAAGCGCCCCCAUCUCAUCCACUGUCAUGACUGGCCGGUGGCCGUUGUGGCACCAUUGUGCAAGAGCAUUUACUCCAGUGCGGGUCUUACCUCCAAGCUUGCUUUCACUUGCCACAACUUUGAGCCACAAGGUAAGGAGUCCAUGGAGGCGCUGACGUCCUGUGGCCUUCAGUUCCAAGCGCCUUUGCACACGGAUCAUUUCCAGGACAACAUUUCGGCUGACAGAAUCAACGUCCUAAAGGGCGGGCUUGUGCAUUCGGACUUCGUCACUACAGUGUCACCGACAUAUGCUAAAGAAGUCCUUACCCCAGAGGGAGGUGAAGGCUUGCAUACCACCUUAAGGGCUAUGACAAAGAAGUUCUAUGGCGUUGUGAACGGUAUCGAUGAUACGGUUUGGAAUCCCGCGACCGAUCCCCAUCUGGAGGAGCAUUUCAGCAUGGACGACUUGAAGGGCAAGGAAGUACUGAAGAAUAAACUCCGGCUUCGUCUGGGGCUGGCAAACCUAGGCAUUGAUGCGAAAAGGCCCCUUGUAUGCUGUGUAUCAAGAUUGGUGCCCCAGAAGGGUGUCCACCUUCUUCGUUCGGCCAUCUUCCACACCCUCAACCGUGGUGGUCAAUUCAUUCUGCAAGGCACCAGCCAGGAUCCCGUGAUCAAGAAAGAUUUCGAUGAACUUGCACAGCAAUUUGAGAAUCACCCUCACGUCCGCCUUGUUCUGAGAUAUGAGGAGACUCUCACACACAACAUUUACGGUGCGGCCGAUAUCUUUGUGAUACCAUCCAUCUUCGAGCCUUGUGGGCUUACACAGAUGUACUCCAUGAGGUACGGGACCAUUCCUGUUGUUCGCAAGACCGGGGGGUUAGCUGACAGCGUAUUCGAUGUGGACCAAAAACACGCCGUUGUGGAGAAGCGCAACGGUUUCACGUUCUCCGAACCAACUGAAGAGGCAUUGGCAAGUGCUUUGGACCGUGCUUUGCUGUACUAUAAGGAACACCCAGAUUGGUGGAAAGCUCUUGUGAGCAAGGUGAUGCGCAUAGAUAUGAGCUGGGACGCGGCUCCAAUUGAUCAGUACAUCAAGCUGUAUGAGCACACUGUUCAAGAGGGACAUCCUCCUGCUUCCAUCUCUUGAGCUUACAUUCGGUAAAUUGCAAUUUCGGUGCGCUGGCCUGCAUCCACAUUCAUGUGUUCCUCGUCGUGGCCGACCACGUAUUGCACUUCCGGCUUGUAGACUAAACGCAGUAACAGUAUAGAAGGUUUCCGGUAUUUGAUCACAGAAGUAGGUCAUAUUCAGUACUUAGAAAACAACAACAAAAAAAAAAAAGCUUAACACGCACUGCAACUCACACACCAGAUCUUUUGCACUCUCAACCUUUCAAAUUUUGUACAAAAUGGACCAGCGGUGAUAUAUUCUGAGAUAUGUUAUAUAUUGAUCUGUAAUA
Molecule: messenger RNA, 2750 nt
Organism: Physcomitrium patens
Lineage: Eukaryota; Viridiplantae; Streptophyta; Bryopsida; Funariales; Funariaceae
Product: putative starch synthase 4, chloroplastic/amyloplastic
Molecular function (GO): alpha-1,4-glucan glucosyltransferase (UDP-glucose donor) activity
Source: RefSeq, a predicted model, not a curated record